Messenger RNA from Triticum aestivum (bread wheat), 898 nucleotides. Its product is annotated as zinc finger protein ZAT4-like. The transcript has a single exon. The record is from RefSeq and is a predicted model, not a curated record. Lineage: Eukaryota; Viridiplantae; Streptophyta; Magnoliopsida; Poales; Poaceae. The coding region runs from base 95 to 616 and encodes 173 amino acids.
UGUACCAAGUUCUCACUUUUCACAGACCAACGGCACAACAGAGCAUCGAUCGAAUUACAGAUAUCAGCGGAUCAUUGAGACAAUCAGCAAACCCAUGGGAGCGGGCAUGAAGCGCGCGAGGGAGGAGGCGCAAUUUGUGUCCCUCGCGCUGUCGCUCAGCACAGAUUCCUCGGCAACGUCCACCACGACGUCGGACAGCUCGACCGGUGCGCCGGCGAUGGUCCCCAGGAAGAGGGCGCGGCGGGGGAGAGCUGUGGCCACGUCCGGGGCGGGAGAGUUCGUGUGCAAGACUUGCGGCCGGGCGUUCGAGACAUUCCAGGCGCUGGGCGGGCACCGGACCAGUCACCGGCGCGGCCGCCAUGGGCUAGAGCUCGGCGUCGGCGUCGCCAGGGUCAUCAAGGAGCGGAAAAGGCAAGAGGAUAGGCAGCGGCACGACUGUCACAUCUGCGGGCUUGGCUUCGAGACGGGCCAGGCGCUGGGCGGCCACAUGCGGCGGCACCGCGAGGAGAUGGCACUCAGCGGCUCCGUCGACCGGUGGGUCGCUCUGUCGGAUCAGGAGGCGGGGCACCAGGCCGCCGUCGACAGGCCGCCCGUCUUGCUGCAGCUGUUCGUCUAGCCUGCUAGCUGGAUCUCUCAGUUUCUUAAUCCAGGACUUGUUCAUCUCUUUAGAAUGAGAUAGGUUAAUUGUUCAACCUUGUAAUUACGAACUUACAUACCAUAGAGUACUUUUUAUUUGGUUAGUUUUGUUAACCGAUAAUCGGAUAAUCCACUCGGGAUUUACAUGCACUUAUACAUAGGUAAGACAGGUUCUUUUGUUCUAAAUGCGAUUGACAGUAUCUUGUUCUCAGACUGAUGUUCUAUGAAUAUUCUGCUGUUCACCACAUUUUGUAUAUAUUUU